ACUUCCCGCGGAGGGACUGUCCCGUGGCCGCCGGCGGGGCGAGAAGGACGCCGAGCGCCGGGGACGGCGGCGGCGACGAUGGACGACCGCAGCCUGGACGAGUUCCGCCGGCGCUGGCAGGAGGAGCUGGCGCAGGCCCAGGCGCUCAGGAAGCGGCGGCGGCCCGACGCUGCGGAGCGGCGGCCGCGGCGGCCCGAGGCGGCUCUGGGGCGCGGCGAGCAGGCCUCGGGGUACCUGGCGCUGGCCCAGGGCCUCCUGGAGGGAGCGGGGCGGCCCCCGGCUCCGCGGGCGACCCGGGCCGAGAGGCAGGACGCGGCGAGCCGCUCCCGCUCCCCUCCUGCCCGCGAGGGCGCCGGGGGCGGGGAGCAGCUGGUGGACCAGCUCAUCCGCGACCUGAAUGAAAUGGACGACGUGCCCUUCUUUGAUAUCCAACUGCCUUACGAACUGGCAAUCAAUAUAUUUCAGUAUCUGGACAGGAAAGACCUGGGAAGGUGUGCACAGGUGAGCAAGACGUGGAAGGUGAUCGCGGAAGAUGAGGUGCUGUGGUACCGGCUGUGCCAGCAGGAGGGCCACCUCCCCGCCAGCAGCAUCUCCGACUACUCGUGCUGGAAGCUCAUCUUCCAAGAGUGCCGAGCCAAGGAGCACAUGUUAAGGACCAACUGGAAGAAUCGCAAAGGAGCCGUGAGCGAGCUGGAGCACAUUCCUGAUGCGGUUUUGUGCGACGUGCACUCCCACGACGGCGUUGUCAUUGCCGGAUACACAUCAGGGGACGUAAGGGUGUGGGACACCCGCACCUGGGGCUACACAGCCCCUUUCCUGGAAUCGGAGUAUGAGGAGGACGAGCCUGGAAUGCAGCCAUAUGUCUCCUUUGUGAGGAUAAACAGCUCGCUGGCGGUAGCGGCUUAUGAGGAUGGAUUUCUUAAUAUUUGGGAUCUACGGACCGGAAAGUAUCCCAUCCACCGUUUUGAGCACGACGCAAGAAUACAGGCGCUGGCCCUCAGCCAGGAGGAUGCGACCGUUGCCACGGCUUCCGCUUUUGAUGUUGUGAUGUUGCGCCCCAAUGACGAGGGCUACUGGCAGAUCGCCGCUGAAUUCGAAGUUCAGAAACUGGUUGACUACCUUGAAAUCGUUCCAGACACCGGAAGGUAUCCUGUGGCAGUGGCCACGGCUGGAGAUCUGGUAUACCUGCUAAAAGCUGAAGACUCUGCCAGAACCCUCCAUUAUGUCUACGGCCAGCCUGUCACAUGUCUGGAUGUCUCAGCCAACCAGGCUGCUUUCGGUGUGAAGAGUCUGGGAUGGGUAUACGAAGGAAACAAGAUCCUGGUGUACAGCCUGGAGGCAGAGCGCUGCCUCUCGAAGCUGGGUAAUGCCCUCGGGGACUUCACCUGCGUCAACCUCAGAGACAGCCCUCCCAACCUCAUGGUCAGUGGCAACAUGGACAGGAGGGUGAGGAUCCACGACCUCCGCACUGACAAAAUCGCCCUUUCGCUCUCUGCCCACCAACUGGGAGUUUCCGCAGUACAGAUGGAUGACUGGAAAAUCGUCAGCGGAGGCGAGGAGGGCCUGGUCUCGGUGUGGGAUUAUCGGACGAACCAGAAGCUGUGGGAAGUGCACUCCAGACACCCCGUUCGACACCUGUCCUUCAACAGCCACAGCCUCAUCACGGCCAACGUGCCCUACGAGAGGGUGGUGCGGAACACCGACCUGGACUUCACGGCCCACAGGAGACACCGCGGGCUGGUCCACGCCUACGAGUUUGCGGUGGAGCGGCUGGCCCUGCAGAGCACGCUGCCCGUGUGCCGGGCGCCCGAGGACACCGCGGCCGGCUAUGCCCUGGCGCUCGCCUUCCCCUAGGACCACGCAGCAGAGGGGGAAGAACCAGCCUGAUGCAUUUGAAAACUCCCCAGAGCUCUGUGCUGGGCUGUAAGCAUCCGGGGGAAGAGCACAGCCCCGGCUGCACCGGUCUGGCCCCACAUACUCCUCGGCUGCCGGUACGUUUUUCUGUAGCUGCCUGUGCAAAGUGGCUAGCUCCGUCUCGGUUUUCUGGGUGCUCGGGUCCUCCUCUGUGGCUUUCAGGGCCUCCCUCUCACGACUCAUACUACACCUCCUCCCUCCCCCUGCAUCUGCUCCCCGCCCAGCUAUCCUGGUCACCCGGGCCCUAGCCGGGGCCCCUCUCCCCUGGAGCCCGUGUGCAUCUCCCCCUGCAUCUGUACGCACGGUGCAGG
Molecule: messenger RNA, 2225 nt
Organism: Hyaena hyaena (striped hyena)
Lineage: Eukaryota; Metazoa; Chordata; Mammalia; Carnivora; Hyaenidae
Gene: FBXW8
Product: F-box and WD repeat domain containing 8
Exons: 11
Coding region: 79-1854 (591 amino acids)
Biological process (GO): protein ubiquitination; cilium assembly
Cellular component (GO): ciliary basal body; centriole; Cul7-RING ubiquitin ligase complex
Molecular function (GO): protein binding
Source: RefSeq, a predicted model, not a curated record